Molecule: messenger RNA, 4305 nt
Organism: Hippoglossus stenolepis (Pacific halibut)
Lineage: Eukaryota; Metazoa; Chordata; Actinopteri; Pleuronectiformes; Pleuronectidae
Product: TBC1 domain family member 10A
Exons: 9
Coding region: 510-2048 (512 amino acids)
Source: RefSeq, a predicted model, not a curated record
AAGGGCUGGUUAUAACAUGAAGACGCUGGAACUGCCCAGGACGACACUGGGUCUGUGACUCGUCCAGGAGCGGCAGGCGGACGUGAUGACAGGGCAGCGAUCCACUGCUGAGCAAGUUCUAAACUUGUUUACCUGCUAGGACCGUUAGUUAAUAGCUGUGACAAACAAGUGAGUAACCUAGCAUGAGUUUGAUGAAGGUAGAGCCAGUGCAGGGAUCAUUUGGGAGUUUAGGCUAACUACUCAGUGGCUAGCUAGUGUAAAAUCUGUAAAAGCCAUCGCGUCAGCGCUGCUAGCUAUCGCUAAACCUGUUUAAAGUGCUCUAGAAGUUGGUUCGUGACUUUCGGCAACAUUUACAGAGGAAAUAGUUGUAAAAGUCAAGUCGGGAAAUCAUGACGUCGAUGCUAUUUGAUCCGUCAACAUAUGCGGAGGAGCACUUUUGACUUUGGGCUGUCAACAAGCUCGCUGGCGUUAGCUAUCCUGGCUAGCCAGCAGCUAGCACUCCUGCUACCAUGGCCAGAAUAGAAAACGGCCGUCAGUCGGCGGACACUACGAGCAUCCGGACCAUCAGCAGCAGCCGCAUAGACGACGAGAGCUCGUUGGGAUCCGACUCGGAGAUCAACGGCUUCACCAGCGACAGGCAGACCGAUAAAUAUGGAUUCAUCGGCGGGGCGCAGCAGCACUCGCAGGCGUCAGCUCAGGAUGUGCCUCCAGAGGUGCUCAGGCAAAGGGAGGUGAAGUGGCUGGACAUGCUCAACCACUGGGACAAGUGGAUGAUCAAGAGAUUCGACAAGGUGAGGCUGCGGUGCCAGAAAGGAGUCCCUCCUGCCCUCCGAGGCCGUGCAUGGCUCUACCUGUCAGGGGGCAAGGUGAAGAAAGAGCAGAACCAAGGAAAGUUUCAGGAGCUGGAUAGCCAGCCAGGGGAUCCCAAAUGGGUUGAUGUGAUUGAGAAAGAUCUCCAUCGACAGUUUCCUUUUCAUGAGAUGUUUGUGUCACGGGGAGGACACGGACAGCAGGAUCUGUUUCGUGUUCUUAAGGCCUACACUCUCUACAGGCCAGAGGAGGGAUACUGCCAGGCUCAGGCUCCCAUAGCUGCUGUAUUGCUCAUGCACAUGCCUGCUGAGGAUGCCUUCUGGGGGCUGGUCCAAAUUUGUGAGAAGUAUCUUCCUGGCUACUACAGUCCUGGCCUGGAAGCUAUACAGUUAGAUGGAGAGAUCCUGUACGCUUUGCUGCGACGCGUCUCCCCACUAGCCUUCCGCCAUCUGGAAAAACACAAGAUCGACCCCAUCCUCUACAUGACUGAAUGGUUUAUGUGUGCCUUCUCCAGAACGCUGCCUUGGGCUUCUGUGCUGCGUGUCUGGGACAUGUUCCUCUGUGAUGGAGUAAAGAUAAUCUUACGUGUUGGUUUGGUGCUGCUCAAGUGCAUGCUGGGGACCCGGGAGAAGCUGAAGGCCUGUCAGGGCCAGUACGAGACCAUGGAGCUUCUCAGGGCCAUCGAGCCUCGAUACAUGCAGGAGGGUUACCUCGUCCGAGAGAUUCUGGAGGUGCCAGUGACCGCACGAGACGUGGAAAGAGAGCAUCACACCCAGCUGAAGCGCUGGAGGAAGAACCGCGGAGAGCUCAACUUCAAACCGCCUCCCAGGAUGCACGGCGCAAGGCUCGUCAUGUUGGCAGAGCCGCCCAGGCGCCAGGACCUGCAGCAGAACCCCACUAUUGUACUGGAAGUGCCUCCGCCCACCUCGCAGCUGAAGAAGGGAAAGGAGGAGAAGAAGAGCAAGAAGAAGAGGAGCAGCAUGAAGAAAUCCCAACCCAUUAUGGAGGUCCCCAACCCUUACCCUCUUUCAAUCGACCCUCCGCCUCCACCACCACCCACAGAGCCACCUGCCCCACCUCCGGUCAGGGUCGAGACAGCCGAGGCUGUGCCACAAACUGAAACAAACUCAACUCACCAGCAGCAAGAGCCUCCUACAGUCCUCCCCCCUGCCAAAGAAUCUCUUCUUCAGCGAUCCACACAAAGCCUUUGCAGCACAGACCAGGACACAUACCUGUAGCUCCACGUCUGUCAGUGUGUGUGUGUGAGUGAAACACCAGCACCCAUCAGCCAACAACCAGCUGGCUUUGUCGGCAUCACUAUCACUAUUUUUCUAGUGUUAGACUGUUUUAUAUUCAUUCUUUCAUUUCAAAAACCGUUAUGCCUAUGAUAUUAUUGAUGUUCCAAAAACAUAGUUGCUAAAUGUAAAACUGCUUUGAUGCCAUUUCUCCACAUGAAGCUGCUGUGAUCUCCUGUGAAUGGUUUCACUCAGAUCCAGGUGUCCUGUUUACAAGGGAGACACGUUACUGAGUUUUUGGAAGCUAGGUCAUUUCUCAAGACAGGUGUGGUUUAAAUGGGACUCAAAGGACAAUGAGGUGCCACAGCUCAUAGACUGUGUAUAAAGUUGGUCGUGAAGUCUCCACUUCCUCCCAUCAUCCAUAAAUGAAGCCAAAAUAUCUCAGAUACUAAGGCUGCCCUCUUGCACAUUUGAAGCUAGAGUCUGCACAGUAGCGAGCCGUGGUAGCAAGGUCUCGCCAAUACAGGCGACCAAUUGCAUGUCAGUCUGACCUGUCAUUCAUGACAUUUCACCUCAUUUUUAUAGCAUCAAAUACUUCAUAAAAACCAAACUUACUGGAAAAUGAGCACUUGUAUCCCAUCCACUAACAUGGAGUAGGUAGGGUUUAUGACCUUUACUACAGCCAGCCACCAGGUGGCUAUCAAGAUGCUUUCGCUUCACCUUGGGGAGCUGUCAUGUGUCCAUCUUUAUGUACAGUCUAUGCUAAUAUUGUGCAGCAGUGGACACAAACUCUUUUCAUCUUUCAAACUACUUUAGCCAAUAUGUUUCAUGAGGGGUUUUGUACACUAGAGGGCAGUGUUGAAAAGGUUUCCUCUUACCUGUUAGUAAAACUGAUCAGAGCAGGGAUGGGCUUCCUUUUAGGAUUCACUCAGUUUGGGAGAUAUACGUUUGACAUUGAUGUUGGAUUUCUUCUUGUCCAGUAGGGGAACUUUUUCACAACUUGCAUUUCAUGUUUUAUAUUCUUACUUUUCAGCUGAAAAUGAUCUUCUUCAAGUCAUGACCUCACCCCACAUUGAGUUCAUGCAUGUUUUCCUCUACAAAGCACUAUUAUUUAAAGAACAGUGUGAACAUUAAGUUGUGCUCUCAAGUGUUUCAGAGUCUGUUUAAUAGACACAGUUAAUCUCUGUAUAUCCGUGUGCCAGGCACAUCUAGCCACUUUAAAUCAGCAGUAAUUCAUGUUGCCUGGGCAGCAGAGAGGAGCACACAUUCCUCAUCGUGUCCUACAUGUCUGCCUUGUUACAAGCCAAUCGUCUAAAAAAUGUCUCUUGCCAAAUUUUAAUCUGUGUAGUGUGUGUGUUCGUCUUUGUUUCCUGUCACAGCCGGGGCAGUGAGUUAGUGCAGAUUAGUGCACUUGACGUAGCUCAAGUAUCCAUUUGGGGCCAAGCAGAUCUUUAUGUCUAGUUUGUUGGGUUUAUUUCUGUUUUUAAAUAUUUUUUUGCUAGAAUUUCCAAAGCAAAUCAAGACUGUUAUUUUGAGACGAUCUUUGACCGCUUCCUGUGACCAGACUUAUUCCAUUAGCACAGACAAGGGAUCAUUUAGAGAUUUCAAGAUUUACUGGGGUAUUUCUUGCCUGAGAGCCCUCAUAUCUUUGGGAAAUUGGGAGAUGAGCAUGGGUUGUUAGGCUCUUUUGUCUUGUAACUUUCAUCACAAUGAUAAAUGAGAAAGGGAGUCCUGACAAGCACAAGUACAUAUGUGGGAUGUGUUUGUGUGUAUACUUAAUAAAUACAAUUCUGCUUUAAAAAGUGCAUGUAUAGGUCAGUUAUAAACAAACCAGUGGGGUUUAAAAGAAUAACACAUGUUCGAGCAGUCACUUGUCUAUAUGCAAUAGUUUUUUAGUUGCUUGUAUUUCACACUUUACAUGUUUUAUUUUAAUUUAAUGCUUUUUCUGUAGAUAUGACAUGUAAAAUAACAAUUUGUUUUGUAAUGAAAUCUAUUUUUCCCAUAUUUUAUCGAGCAUUUAAGAGAAACUUUAAUUCAGCUGCAGUCUCAGACAAUAUAUUUUACAUCCUUAUUUGUAACACUAUUGGGGGAAAUGUUCAUUCAUCUGGAAUAAAUGGGUAACUCCUGCCUCUGAAAAUACUUUUCUCCAGACUGGUAUUUUACCGUUCUCAUUAAGGUGAUGAAAGACGUUUGACAACCAUGACGCAGUUCGCAUCAUUGUGAGUUUCACUUUUACAAAUAAAGUUUUAUUUAAAGCAAA